UAAAGUCUAAAAACGCAAAGCUUUGGCCGUACGUAAACUACGCCGUAUUCUAGAGUCUAAUUGGGUCUUCGUAGCGAAAAGGCAGCGUGCGAAAUCCGUCGCUUGGCACCGUUAAAGAGGCAGCAACGUGAAACCUCGUCACCGUUUAGAUGACGGCGCCGAGAAAUUCCUCCAGGCGAUUACGAUCGCUGCGAUAUUCUUCGGAGAAGAUGGAAGGUACCGGAAGCUGGGACGUGCUUGAAUGGACUAAACUCGAUCCAGCUUCUUGGUCAAGCUCUUUCUCAAAUUUGGAUUGCUUGCUGGACUCUGAGAGGAUCACCUUCGAGUGUUGUGGAGUUAUACUAAUUAACACCGGUGAAGUGGGGACCCUCUUACUCACAAAUUUCCGUAUUCUGUUUUUGAGUGAAGGAACUAGAGAUCCUCUUCCACUUGGUACAAUUCCGCUCGUGGCUAUCGAGAAGUUUAACAAAAUGGUGCUGAAAGCUCAAUCAAGCAGACAUCACUCCGCCAAGAAUCCACCAAAGCGUCUUUUACAGGUCACUGGCAAAGAUAUGAGGAUAAUUGUCUAUGGUUUUCGCCCUGGAACCAAGCAGGUGAAACUUUUGACUCUCCUUUUCCUGUAUAUUUCUGCAUUUCUUUUUGAAGCCUAUAUGGUCUUACUUGAUUCUAUUGGUGUAAUUUUGCAGAGACGUUCUCUAGUUGAUGCACUAUUGAGAUGUAGCAAUCCAGAGAGAGUAUGGGAUCUUUAUGCUUUUACAUGUGGGCCUUCCAAAUUCGGUAACACAAACCCAAAGGAAAGAUUGCUUGAUGAAUAUUUUCGACUUCUCGGAAAAAGUUCGUCGCGAGCGUCAAUGAAUAUGAUUGAAGAUGGUUCAUUCGCAGUUUCCAAUGACUUUUGGCGGAUAACUGACUUGAACUCGAAUUAUAACUUGUGUCAGACUUAUCCGUUUGCUUUGAUGGUUCCAAAAUCCAUUAGUGAUGAAGAGCUGACCCAAGCGUCUACAUUCCGAGCAAAAUGUCGCUUGCCCGUGAUCUCGUGGUGCCAUCCUGGAAGUGGAGCUGUGAUUGCUCGCUCUUCACAACCUUUAGUUGGUCUGAUGAUGAACAUGAGGAGUAACUUUGAUGAGAAACUUGUUGCUUCAUUCUGCACUCAGUUAUCUGGUAACAAGGGAGCACCACGGAAGCUUUACAUCGCAGAUGCAAGACCUAGGAAAAAUGCAUUAGCAAAUGGAGCAAUGGGAGGAGGCUCAGAAUCAUCUUCAAAUUAUUUGCAAUCUGAAAUUGUAUUCUUUGGGAUAGACAACAUACAUGCAAUGCGAGAGAGCUUUUCCCGCCUUAGGGAUUAUUUAGAUAUGCACGGUACAACAUCAUCCGAUGGGACGUCAUCAUUCUUGAGACAUGGUGGCUGGACUUGGGGUGGAGGUAAUCUUAGUAGUAUGUCUGCUUCAGUAUCCUUACUUGGAGAAAGUGGUUGGUUGAGCCACAUUCAGAGCAUCUUAGCUGGUGUGGCUUGGAUUGCUGCACGUGUUGCUAUGGAGUCAGCAUCAGUUCUUGUGCACUGCAGUGAUGGAUGGGACAGAACAACUCAGCUGGUUUCUCUUGCAUGCUUAUUGCUUGAUCCAUACUAUAGAACAUUUGCUGGGUUUCAGGCUCUCAUCGAAAAGGAUUGGUUAGCAUUCGGUCACCCAUUUUCAGAUCGUAUAGGAAUGCCAAACGUUGCCGGAUCUGGUAGUUUUGAAUUACCAAUUCAAUCUUCUUCUGCUAGUAGUUUCCCUUCAUCUCCAGUGCGGCAAACUUCAGGAUCAGCAGCUUCUCAAUCGCCUGGCUCUUCACAUGGUCUGAACAACUAUGCUCCUAUAUUUUUGCAGUGGGUUGAUUGCGUUUCACAGCUAAUGCGGAUGUAUCCUUGUGCUUUCGAGUUUUCUCCGACUUUCCUGGUAGAUUUCACGGACUGCUUGCUUUCAUGUCGUUUUGGGAACUUUUUGUGCAACAGUGAAAAGGAGAGGGAAGAAUGUGGGAUUUCUGAAGCUAGUGGAUGCCUAUGGGCUUACUUAACUGAUUUGCGUUCAUUUGGUGGAGCUUCUCAUGCGCAUUGCAAUCCACUUUAUGAUCCUUCAAAAUAUAACGGCCCAUUGUUACCUCCUGCUGCAGCUCUAGCCCCGACUCUCUGGCCCCAGUUCCAUCUUCGCUGGGCCUGCCCUGUGGAACCGGAUGCUGCAGAAACCGAGGUCCAAUGUAGAGCCAUGUCUAUUAAGCAUUUAGAGAUGAAAAAGGGGAAAGAAGAAGCAGAGAGGAAGAUAGAUGCUUUAUCCUCUACCGUGGAGUCGCUGAGCGAAGAGUUGCGCAAAGAAAGAAAUAUAAGCCGUGCAGCUAGAGAAUCAGCAAAGAGAGCUAUCAAAGAGCGAGGGGUCAUAUCGAGAGCCCUGCAAUCACUAGGCUGCAAGGUGAACUUCACAAAGAACGGAGAAUGUACACUUGAAGUAGAAGAGGGGCCACAGAAAUGUUCUCACUCGAUUCCCCAAAAACAAAAAGAUGUCGCAGAAUCUUUCUCAUCAGUGAGUGAAGAAAAAGUUUGUGAAGCAUUGUUGUGUCCACUGCGUGCAAGAGAAGGAACUUGUCGAUGGCCUGAUGCGGGUUGUUGUGCUCAGACCGGGAGCCAGUUUGUUGGGUUGAAAGCAAACUUCGAGGCGUUUGAUAAACUCUCCAUUUACGACAGCUACUUCACAGCUGAAUGAGAGUGUCUACACGUCUCACCAGAUUGGCCCUAAAUCAAAGGACUUGUGUGUAGUUUUUUUGACCGAGUAAAGCAUAGCAACAGCAAAGAGGAGCAUAAUCAUCAAUAAGUACCCCAUCACCAACCCAAGAACGUUUUGGAAUGUAGGGGCAUAUCGGGAACUAACUUCUUGUAUAGCAAUGCGAUCACAAUUGAGAAAGUUAGAUUAUCUGAUUCUUGUUUCGGUUUGUUGGUAUUGACCCAAGGAUUGAAAGCAUAAGUAUAUGGUUUGAUUAGUGACCUUUUUAUUUUAUUUCGUGGAUGUUUCAAUUUUGUAUGUUUUCUAGUGAUAAACAAAUUAAUUA
Messenger RNA from Raphanus sativus (radish), 3078 nucleotides. Its product is annotated as phosphatidylinositol-3-phosphatase myotubularin-2. The transcript has 18 exons. Gene Ontology annotation, molecular function: phosphatase activity. Gene Ontology annotation, biological process: dephosphorylation. The record is from RefSeq and is a predicted model, not a curated record. The coding region runs from base 150 to 2735 and encodes 861 amino acids. Lineage: Eukaryota; Viridiplantae; Streptophyta; Magnoliopsida; Brassicales; Brassicaceae.